Molecule: messenger RNA, 1955 nt
Organism: Raphanus sativus (radish)
Lineage: Eukaryota; Viridiplantae; Streptophyta; Magnoliopsida; Brassicales; Brassicaceae
Product: receptor-like cytosolic serine/threonine-protein kinase RBK1
Exons: 7
Coding region: 296-1768 (490 amino acids)
Biological process (GO): protein phosphorylation
Molecular function (GO): ATP binding; protein kinase activity
Source: RefSeq, a predicted model, not a curated record
AUUCUUCUUCUAACUUUCUUACUCUUCCAAGAAUAGCAUUUUAUCCUUCUCAGAAAAACAAACAAACAAACAAACAAAUUUUUUUUUAAAAAGUUUCUCAUAAAACCUCUGUUUUCUUGUUUCCUCAGAGAGAUGUAAUAUUUUUUUUUUGUGUUAUUUCUUAUGCUUCUGGGAAACAUUUAAUGGAACUUUAACUUCCUUUUUUUGGAACUUUAACUUGAUUCCAAGGCUUCCUCUUUUAUUCUCUUUUAUUGAAGGGAAACACAAAGAAAGAAGAUUAAAAACCAUUGGAGCUAUGGCUGUUGAAGAGACAGAGAAGAAGAAAGAAAGCAAAGAGGAUCAAGAAGAGAUAGAGCUUCACAGGAACGACUUAGGCCUCGAACAUUCAUCAUCAUCAGGUGUACUUGGAAUCACCGUUAUGAUGGAUUCAGAUGCAGACAAUAGCAGCACUUAUUACAGUACUUGCAGCUCUUGCUCCCCUGACCAUGAAUCAUCAUCAUCAUCAUCAUUAUCAUUAUCCUCUCCAUUUUCGAAUACUCAAAAUAAAAACGUUCCGUCUUCCUACCACCAGUCUGCCUACCACGGUGGUCUUCAAUGGAACAAAAUGAUCGAAUCCAUCAAGAAGAAGUCCAUAAGAAGAUUCACCGUCCUUCCUCUCCUCGCAAGUUACGAAUUAACUCGUAAAAACUUGCGCCGCAAGCAACCAAAGUUCCCUUUCCCUCCCUCUGAGAAUGGCUUCCUCUGUGAACGUUACUUCAUGCCCAAACCUUCUUGGCGAAACUUCACCUACGAAGAGCUCGCUGCAGCCACCGACGAUUUCAAUCCCGAGAAUAUGAUUGGGAAGGGAGGACAUGCGGAGGUAUACAAAGGGGUAUUGCCUGAUGGUGAAACGGUGGCGAUCAAGAAGCUGAUGAGUCACGCAAAGGAGGAAGAAGAGAGAGUGAGUGACUUCCUUUCAGAGCUAGGUAUAAUCGCACAUGUAAACCAUCCAAACGCAGCUAGGCUACGCGGUUUCAGCAGUGAUCGUGGUUUGCAUUUUGUGCUUGAGUAUGCUCCCCAUGGCAGCCUCGCUGCUAAGCUCUUUGGAUCAGAGGAGUGUCUUGAGUGGAAGAUAAGGUAUAAAGUGGCUUUAGGUAUAGCUGAUGGUCUAAGUUAUCUUCACCAUGUUUGCCCUAGACGGAUCAUUCACCGUGACAUCAAAGCUUCUAACAUAUUGCUCAGCCGAGAUUACGAUGCUCAGAUUUCGGAUUUUGGACUUGCAAAAUGGCUACCAGAGAACUGGCCUCAUCACGUUGUGUUCCCCAUCGAAGGAACAUUCGGAUAUAUGGCUCCAGAAUACUUCAUACACGGCAUCGUUGAUGAGAAGAUCGACGUGUUUGCCUUUGGUGUGUUGCUUUUAGAGAUCAUAACCAGUCGUAGAGCUGUUGACACAGCCAGCCGGCAGAGCAUCGUUGCAUGGGCAAAACCUUUUCUGGAGAAGAACAGUGUUGAGGACAUUGUGGAUCCUCGGCUAGGAAAUGAGUUUGAUCCAACAGAGAUGAAACGAGUGAUGUUAACAGCUUCGAUGUGCAUACAUCAUAUAGCCACAAUGCGACCUGACAUGAACCGGGUGGUGCAGCUGUUGCGUGGGGAGGACGGGACAGGUGAGAUACAGAAGAAGCCAGGUCAAGGAGGGGCGGUGAUAGUGAAUGCAUGCGAUCUACAGGAUCACACCUCCUCCUCUUACCUCAACGAACUCAUCCGCCACAGGCAACUCCUCAUGGAGUGAGUUAGAAACAAUCAAAUCAUAUUUAAUUUGAUCUCUAAUAACAAAUGUGUUUAUACUUCCACUUUAGUCCCCCCUUCUCUUUGACUUUUUUUACUUAACUGAGUUUUGAUUUUUAUUUUAUUCAACCAAAACUGUGAAUAUCAUCAUCAACAUGUGUCUUCUAUGUUGUUCUACUGAACUUUGUUAA